Messenger RNA from Pedinophyceae sp. YPF-701, 1041 nucleotides. Lineage: Eukaryota; Viridiplantae; Chlorophyta; Pedinophyceae. The record is from the annotation of a GenBank genome assembly.
AUGUGCGACUCCUCUCCCCGCGGAGCCGGCACGGGGCAGGGUGCGUCCCUGUGGUUCCUGGCCCUCCCCGUCGACGUUCUACGCAGCAUCUUCGACCGUCUCGAGCGCGUGGACGUGGCGAGGCUGGCGAGCUGCUCCAGGGAUGUGGCUCUGGCCGUCAUGCAGUGCCAUCGCCGCAUGUGGCUGAUCCAGCCUCGCUGGUAUUUGCAAAUGUGUGUAUUUGUACAACACGGGCAUCGCACGAUUCGAGACCUAGCGGAUCGGGCGCGCGAGCUGGGCAUGUCGCGAGAGGACCUGCCGUGCGCGGUGAUCCUAAGUGGCAUCGGCGCGAAGCUGUUCGACCACGAAGCGCUCCAAGACCCCCAUGCGUUGCGUCAAAGCGUAUCUACUCCCCCCCUGACCCACGUCCAAAGGCAAGGACUGCUGCACACCGUCACGGAGCUGUACUUGCAACGCUGGGACCGGAGAAGCCCUCUCCCGCCGGGCAUGACGGGUCUCCAGGUCUUGUCACUGGGCACCAAGUUCGGGGGCCGCUUCGAGUGCGUGGGGUCGUGGCUGCCGCCGAGCAGCGCGCAGCACGUGCGCAUGCUUCAGCUCGACUUCAACGGGGCGCUGGGGGUGCCGGGAGCGCCAGGAAGCGACCCCAUCCGCAGCCUCCCCGCACAGAUGACGAGCCUACAGUGGAUCGAGCUUCGUUGGUACAAACUAUACUGGGGCUGGCUUCCUGUCUCGAGCCGCAAGCACGUGCGCUGCCUAGAGCUGCGGAACGUGCAGCUCGUCGACGGCAUCCCGGAGGACAUGCUGGAGUCGUUGGAGCUCAUCGUGGCAGAAAAAUGCACGCUGUGUUCUGCGCUGCUGCCACCCGGGUGGACGGAGACCGACCCGUCCCGGCACGCUGCGCUCCUCGCCAGCAAGCCGAUCGGGCCGCGCCCGCUCGAAUCGGACUGCGUCCCCGCGGGCCCGGUGACCGUGUACGCUCCCGCGCAGGCGUUGCACGACAGCGCCCUGGCAGCGCCGGACACGCCGUCGUCGUCGUGGUGA